AUGGCAAGUUUUGGAACAACCCAGAGAAUUCCCACAUCAUCAACACCAAUAUCUUCAUCCACCAACGAACCUUAUGAACCAAAAGCACCUCGUGAAAAGCAGUUCAAGGACUUCAACCUUUACUGUCCUGUUAAUAUUCCCCUAACCCCAGUAUCUGCAGCUCUUCGGAUCAUCAGAAACUUGGGCAAUUUAGGGUUAUAUUACACACUAUUUGUCUGGAUCAUACUCUUCAUAGCCUUAAUCCCUGAGCGCAAGGUUUCUCUGAUUCUUCUGGUUAUUAUGAGCUAUGUGACAACCUUGUACUUGCUACUAUUAAGGGCAUACCCUAGUUCUUAUGUCCUUCACAGAGUUAUAGACAAAAGGUUUGUUUUGGCUCUACUUGCAAUUGCCACUAUGGUUCAACUAAUUGUAACAAGAGCGGGAAUUCAUCUGGGUGUGACUUUGGCUUGUUCGAUGCCUCUGGUCUUGUUUCAUUCUGUUCUAUGGAUUAGUCAUCAAGAGAUUUCUGAGAAUAUUGAGGCUUCUGGUGUGGAAGAACUGGCUCCUCUUUCUGAUGAUAGGGUGUGAUCAUUUUUGGUUGUUGAUAUAAUUUUAACAGAGUCUUUUAAUUUGGAUAUACUACGUUAUUGUCAUGGAUACUUUUCAAAGAUUUAUGCGAUUAGUGUUGAAUUUUGAGUAAUAAAUGUUGGAUACUCG
Neltuma alba is the source of this 696-nucleotide messenger RNA. RefSeq lists its product as uncharacterized. The transcript has a single exon. The coding region runs from base 1 to 567 and encodes 188 amino acids. The record is from RefSeq and is a predicted model, not a curated record. NCBI's taxonomy places the organism in Eukaryota, Viridiplantae, Streptophyta, Magnoliopsida, Fabales, Fabaceae.